UCAUGGCGGCCGACAGGACGUCCAAGAAGAGGGCGCGGCCCGAGGCAAUCUCUCCCAAUGGCAGCGACGACCACGUCCUCAGCACGGCGAACAUGCCCAUCCGCACCGCCAAAGACGCUGCGCUGGGUGAACUCGGUCUCGUCGACUUUCUACAACACGACCCACGACCGACGUGCAUCAUCGACACGGCGGCCGGCUACAUCGCCUAUCGCAAUCCCGCCCUCGAACGACUGCUCGCCAGCACAUGGAACCUCCAGCACUUUCGCGACUGGGCCACCGCCUUGAGCCAACAACUACAACCACACCCACAACCCGCAACCUACGGAGGAAGAGCAUGGAACUGUAUACUGCAAAACCACAAAUGGCUCGUCGCCAGCGCCCAAGAAGAUAGUCCCGUCGCUCCCUCCCCUCCCAUCACGCACCGCGCAGCAGCGCCAGCACGCACCUCGUCGCAGAACAGCCUCAAUACCCGCGCCGCAUCCCAACACAGCAGCAGCAACACUGGCACAUCCUCAUCCGACUCGCGUCGCCAGUCGGUCGCUUCGUCGUCAUGGCGCACCGUCUCGGAUGAAGGUGGCCAGCGCUACCUCGACUGGACGCGCAUUCCCUCUCCCGCCAUGUCGGCCCACAUGCACCUCGUGCGCAGCUUCCCCUGGCAAGACACAAGCAUCGGCAGCAUCCACUCCUGGCCCGAUGCCCUCCGCCAGGCUGUCCUCUCGGCAAUGGCCAACCCAGACCCCCGUCUACUGCUCUGGGGUGACGACCACAUCAUGAUCUACAACGAGGCCUGCAUAUCCAUGUUCGGCGAGCGACACCCCCGUGCCCUUGGCUCAAAGGCUGAAAACACUUGGUCUGACAUCUGGCCCGACAUGCAAAACUUGCUCAAGUACGUGCAAACCGAAGGACGAGGCACCCGUCUGAAUAAGCUGCCUCUCGUCAUGGAGCGCAAUGGAUACCCCGAGGACACCUUCUGGUCUUUCAACCUGAUUCCAGUCAUCGGCGCGCAUGGUUCUACUAUUGGCAUCACCGAUGAGUUUUCCGAAGUCACAGAUCAAGUCAUCAGCGACCGUCGCAGAGACGCCAUUGUCAAGAUCAACAGGUCGAUUGCCAGAGUCAACAGUGUCAAAGAGUUGUGGUUCGAGUUCCUCGAGGGUCUUGAGUCUUGCAAGGACGAUAUUCCAUAUGCCCUUCUCCACACAAACCACGCUGCUGUCGCCGAUUCGUCUGUACCAGACAGCAUGUCGGCCUGUUCCGGUUCCAGUCCACAACGCUACGCCCUUGAAGGCUCUAUCGGCCUUGCCGCUGGUCAUCCUGCCGUGCCUCUGACCUUUGAUCUUGCCGACUGCGCAAACGACCAGAGCCCUCUUGCCCGUGCUUGCUACAGGGCCUGGAAAUCCGACGACGUUGUUGUCUUGCAGCUCAAAGAUGGCAGUCUGCCAGAAAUUCUCAACCAAGGUGUUCCUGGCCGAGCCUCGGGUGACAAAGUCCAAACCGUCUGCAUCAUUCCUCUACCGGACAUGACAGGAAGCCACACAAUGGCCUUCCUGACUCUGGCAAUGACUCCGCGUCGACCAUACGAUUCCGAAGCCGCCAUGUUUGCUUACUACCUCCGCGAUAUCCUGGUCAAGUCUGCCUCAGCCAUCUGUCUUCCCGAUGAACAACGUCGCGCUCGUCAAAAGUUCGAACAAAUUGAAGCUUCCUUGGCUCAACAGCUUCGUGCAACAACUCUCGAAACCGAGCGUCUGGAAAGUCGAUUUGCACGCAUGGCCCAGAUGGCCCCCAUAGGAAUGUACGCCAUUACCCCAGACUCGCGUACCACUUUCCACAACCAAGCCUAUCUGGAUAUCACCGGUAUCAAUGAAAGGUCAAUCGAGGCACAGACCGAUCCCGCCGAGUACAUACACUCUGACGAUCGUGAGAGAGUCAUGAAUGCUNGGCUCCAGUGUUUGGAGGACAAGCAGUCAUUCACUCUCGAAUAUCGCGUGAUCCGUCCAUGGUCCUUGACCGAUCCCAUCUCGGGAGAGACUUUCGAAGGCGAUACUUGGGUCUUGGCCACCGCAGCACCGGAAAUGGAUGAAGAUGGUAAUAUCGUUCAUGUUCAGGGUUGGUUGCUCGACGUCAGCGAUCGCAAAUAUCAUGAAAAGACUCGAAUUCAACAGAUCGAGGUCGAACAGUCGGAAACAAGAUUUGCUCGUCUAGCUGCCGAUGCACCUUUGGGAAUGUAUCUCUUGAAGCCCACUGGUGAACCUUUAUAUCUCAAUGAAGCAUACUUUGGAAUACUCGGCUUCACUAGAGAAGAGUUUGAGGAAGCUCAGCGACGAGGUCUCGGCUGGGGCGACAGGAUCCAUGAUGAUGAUCAAGCCAAGGUCGGCGAAGCAUGGGUAGCCUUGGCUGAGAGAGGCAUUCCACUAAACCUCGAAUAUCGUAUCAAGAAACCCUGGAAAUACUUCGACGAGGCAACUGGUCUCGAGAUGAGUGGCGAGACCUGGCUUCAGGGUACAGCCAUAGCUGAGAUUGGCAUCGAUGGUUCAGUCGUUGCGAUACAAGGCUUUGUCACAGAAAUAUCCAUGAAAAAGGCCUCUGAGCGUCUGCUGAGCGAGAAGCUGGAGGACGCUCUCGAACACAAACGUCAAGCAGACCGAUUCAUCGACAUGACUUCUCACGAGAUGCGCAACCCGUUGUCAGCCAUCUUACAAUCUGCCGAUGGCAUUUUGACAACCCUCGAGAACAACAAUCGUCUAGGCAUCACAGCUGGAACAACAACUUUUGGUGGUGAUGUUCUCGAAACCGUUCUCGAUGCGGCUCAAACUAUCAUUCUUUGCGCACAGCAUCAGGGUCGUAUCGUGGAUGACAUUUUGACCCUGAGCAAGCUUGACUCAAAUCUGCUAGUUGUAUCACCUGACACGGUGGAUAUGCCAUGUUUGCUGGAGAAAUGCUUCAAGAUGCAUGAAGCCGAACUGAUUAGAGCCAAAAUUAGCAUUUCCCUCCGUGUUCAUGAAGGCUUCCGCAACUUGGCCGUCGGCAAAGUAAUGCUUGAUUCUAGUCGGUUACUGCAGGUCAUUAUCAAUCUUCUCACCAACGCCAUCAAAUUUACCCAAUUCGCCAGCCGCAAGGNNGAGAUUACAGUACACUUGGAUGCCUCCUCGACCCGACCGAAGGAGGGCAUGUAUGGAGCUUCUUUCGUUCCCUUCCGCGCGAAUAGGCCCGAACAUCACUUCACGGCAGAAUGGGGAACUGGUGAUGAAUUAUUCUUGUCAAUAUCUGUUCAAGACAGUGGGAAGGGCAUGAAUGAGGAAGAGCUAAAAUUGCUUUUCAACCGCUUCUCUCAAGCCAGCCCCAAAACAUACAAGCAAUACGGAGGCAGUGGUCUCGGCCUCUUCAUCUCAAGAGAACUCACAGACCUUCAAGAUGGCCAAAUUGGUGUACACAGCGAGCCUGACAGAGGCAGUACUUUCAGCUUCUACAUCAAAGCCAGAAGAGCCGUUGACGACGAUGAGACAGUCACAGAAGGGAAAUUAACUACUCCAACACUCAACACGUCCGUUACCUAUACUCGGGACCCUGCUUCCAACUCCCUCGAAGCAACUGUCGACCAGGUUCAACACGACAAGACCCAAAAUGUGAUCCGCAAGAUGUCUGCGGUGGCUCACGAUCUUACCCAGGAGAAGCCACAUCUCCAUGUCCUUGUGGUAGAGGAUAAUAUUAUCAACCAACGGGUCAUGUCUCAACAGUUGCGCCGACUAGGCUGUACAGUUCAUCUCGCAAACCAUGGUCUUGAGGCUCUGGAGUUCAUUCGCAAGACCUCUUUCUGGGCAUACCGCCCACUCCCAGCACGUAAUGAAGAAGCACCGAGUCCGAGGACCGUACCGCAAUCCGACUUUAUCCCUCUUUCUGUCGUCCUCAUGGACCUGGAGAUGCCAGUUCUUGGUGGUCUUGAAACAGUCAAAAGAAUCAGAAGCCUGCAGAGCGAAGGCAGUAUAAUCGGUCACAUUCCUGUCAUCGCCGUAACGGCGAACGCGAGGAGUGAACAGAUUGCCGUUGCCAUUGAUCAUGGCAUGGACAGCGUUGUCACGAAACCAUUCAGGAUCCCUGAGCUGGUGCCACAGAUGGAGGAAUUGGUCAGCAGGGUACAACAGGGCAAGACCGGCAGAUCCUCUAUUGUGAAAGGA
Molecule: messenger RNA, 4169 nt
Organism: Aureobasidium musti
Lineage: Eukaryota; Fungi; Ascomycota; Dothideomycetes; Dothideales; Saccotheciaceae
Source: the annotation of a GenBank genome assembly